UUAAUCAAGAAGAAAAAAAUAAAGUAGGGUCAGUUUGUUUGAAGAAUAAAGAGAAAAGUGAGCAUGUACGGGAAGAUGAGAAAGGGAGUAGACUACUAGACUUUAGAAGGGUUUUUCAAGCUGUUCGCCGUUUCUCCUUAGCAAAAUCUGUUUGAUCAUCUGCAAGUUUUGCUACUUCUUGAAACAGGGAAAUUACAUAAUCAGGCCUGCAGAAGUGACUUGGAGUGGAGAGUUGUUAUCGUUCAUGUACGGUGACCGAACAGUGAUUGGAGAGACCAGAGCAGAACGAUUAUGUCACUAAUUUGAAUAACACCAGCUGAUAGAAAUGCAUACUACCGGACUAGAUUUGCUUCCGAGUUUUUCAUUCAUUUUUAAAGACCAGUUGGACUGACAACCUUGCUAUAGUUCGGCAUAACAUUAAUUGUGUUAUGAAGAAAAGCUAGGAGUAUAUAUACUCUUCAGUGCCGUAAUUAAGCUUCAUAAUUAUUUACCAAUAUAAAAUGGCCAUCAUGGUGGGCCCAUCUGGCUUUAAACGUGGGAUUGGUACCCACAACCAUCUGCAAGAUGUCAUCAACCUUAUUCAUGGAAAAGAGUAUAUUGAAAAUUUCUUACAGUUGCACGUUAAGAUGGCCAAAAAUGAUGGAAUAGCAGUUGGAAUCGAUCUAGGCACAACAUACUCUUGCAUCGGAGUUUGGCAACAUGGCCAAGUUGAAAUCAUUGCAAAUGAUCAGGGCAACAGAACUACACCAUCAUGUAUUGCUUUCACUGAUACGGAGCGUUUUAUUGGCGAUGCUGCCAAGAAUCAGGCUGCUCUCAAUCCUGUCAACACUAUUUUUGAUGCUAAAAGGUUGAUUGGAAGGAGAUUUGCUGAUUCAACUGUACAAAGUGACAUAAACCUCUGGCCAUUUAAGGUUAUCUGUGAUCCUGCUAACAAACCUAAAAUAGUUGUCAAUUACAGAGGUGAGGACAAACAAUUUUCACCUGAGGAGUUGUCUUCAAUGGUUCUCAUUAAGAUGAAGGAAAUUGGUGAAGAAUACCUGGGUCAGAAAGUAAAGAAUGCUGUUGUCACUGUCCCUGCACACUUCAAUGACUCACAGCGCCAGGCUACUAAAGAUGCAGCAACAAUAGCUGGUCUCAAUGUGUUGCGUAUCCUUGUUGAACCAACAGCAGCUGCAGUCGCUUAUGGUCUUGGCCAAAAGCUUACAAGUAGUUUAGCUGAAGAGAAAAUUGUUCUUAUUUUCGAUCUUGGCGGUGGUACUUUUGAUGCGUCUCUUCUCAAAGUCAAAAAGAAUAAUAUUAAAGUUCUGGCUACAGCAGGUAAUACUCACCUUGGAGGUGAAGACUUUGACAAUCGUUUGCUACACCAUUUUGUUGAAGAAUUCAAAAGGAAGCACAGAGAAGACAUCAGCCGAAACUCUAAAUCUCUAAGAAGAUUAAGAAGUGCUUGUGAAAAGGCAAAGAGAGUUCUCUCUCAUAAUGCUAUGACUAGGGCUAUGACAACCAUUAAUGUAGAUUCUUUGUAUGAGGGAAUAGAUUUCUGUGCAAAAAUUACUCGUGCCAGAUUCGAGGAUUUGAACAUGGAUCUUUUUAGAAGUUGUGUGGAGACUGUGGGAAAUUGUUUGAGAGAUGCAGGGAUGGAGAAGAGUAGGGUUCAUGAUGUUGUUCUUGUGGGUGGAUCUACCAGAAUUCCUAAAGUGCAGCAGCUAUUGCAAGAACUUUUCAAUGGUAAGGAGCUCUGCAAGAACAUUAAUCCUGAUGAGGCUGUUGCUUAUGGUGCAGCUGUCCAAGCUGCUGUACUGACUGGUGUGAGCGAUUAUAAUAUUAGGGAUUUAGUACUGCUUGAUGUUACUCCUCUGUCACUUGGAAUUCGGAUAAAGGGUGAAGUAAUGAGUAUUAUUAUUCCAAGGAACACAACAAUUCCCACCAGCAGAGAAGAGGUAUACACUACCCCUUUUGAUGAUCAGGUGGCCAUGGAAAUAUCAGUUUUCGAGGGGGAGAGAUCAAGUUCGACACAUAACAACUUACUGGGUGAGUUCACACUUAAUGGCCUCCCUCCGUGCCCAAGGGGUGUAGUUAAAGUUAUAGUUACAUUUAGUAUUGAUGCAAAUGGAGUGUUACAAGUUACUGCUGAGUGUAAGAUUGCUGGGGUAAAACAGAGUACAACAAUAAUUAACGACAAGGGAAGACUUACAGAAAAUGAGAUUGAGAGGAUGAUAGGAGAUGCAGAGAUGUACAGGGCUGAAGACGAGGAGUUCAAAAGGAAGAUCAAGGCAAUGAAUGCAUUUGAAGAUUAUGCAUAUAACCUGAGGAGUACCAUUAGAGCUAAACGUAACCUGAAGGAAGCUGACAAGAAGAAGCUGGAGGAAAUUAUCAAGUUGGCUAUUGAGUGGAUUAAUGCAAACACUAGUGCUGAAGCUGAUGAGUACAAGUUGAAGAUGAAGGAACUGAAGGAUACUUGCAAUUCCAUCAUUUCAAGCUAUUCAGAGAUACGUAUCGAGGAAAUUUACUAGUCUCCAUGUUUCAUUGCAAGUUCUAAAUAUAUAUUGUCUGGAUUAGAUCUUUUGAAUACACUUGAGGUUACUUGCCAUCAGUGUGAUUGUUUACCCAACUGUCAACUUUUGUAUCAGACUUUAUCACAAGUUCAGUGUUGGACAAAUUUGGUGACAUGCAAGAUUGGCCUGAGUGUUUUUUCUCA
Messenger RNA from Daucus carota subsp. sativus, 2695 nucleotides. Its product is annotated as heat shock 70 kDa protein 18. Gene Ontology annotation, molecular function: ATP-dependent protein folding chaperone; ATP binding. Gene Ontology annotation, cellular component: cytoplasm. Bases 501 to 2510 code for a protein of 669 amino acids. The record is from RefSeq and is a predicted model, not a curated record. Lineage: Eukaryota; Viridiplantae; Streptophyta; Magnoliopsida; Apiales; Apiaceae. The transcript is spliced from 6 exons.